GGCUGCUCAAAGCGAGGAGGAGGCGGGGCGGAGCUUUGCCCGGGAACCGGGAGGCGGGGCUUGCGGAAGCCCAAAGAAAAGGGGCUCCGGAGAGCGGAGGCGGCGCAGAGCAGACGCGCCUCUUCUCCGUCUGUUCGGGUUCCCGUCUCGCCUCCUCUCUUCCAGUCUGUCCCCAUCGCGGCUGGGCGUCGUUCGGCUUGCAGCGACGCUCGCCUCCCCGAGGGCAGCUGCGAUGCGCCUGAUCCAGAACAUGGGGACCAUCGCCGAGUACCCCCAGGCAGGGAGCACCCUCAGCGGAGAUAGCUGCGGCUCGGGCCGCCCCCGACUCAUCAAGAUCGCCGUGGUGGGAGCCAGCGGGGUGGGCAAGACCGCCCUGGUGGUGAGAUUUCUCACAAAACGGUUCAUUGGAGACUAUGAACGCAAUGCAGGUAACUUGUACAGCAGACAGAUUGAAAUCGAUGGAGAGUUGUUUGCAAUUCAAGUCCAAGAUACACCUGGAGUACAGGUCCAUGGACACAGCCUUGACUGUAACGAGCAACUGAACAAAUGUAUUCGCUGGGCAGAUGCAGUUGUGAUAGUCUUUUCGAUCACAGACUAUAAGAGUUAUGAACUACUCAGUCGCUUCCACCAGCACAUACGGCAGCUGCACCCAGGAAACAGAGUGCCUGUGGUGGUUGUAGCAAACAAAGCAGACCUCCUCCACAUUAAAGAGGUAGAACCACAACACGGACUUCAGUUGGCUGGCAUGUUGGGUUGCACUUUCUAUGAGGUGUCUGUCAGUGAGAAUUACAAGGAGGUCUUCAAUGCCUUCCACAACCUCUGUAAAGACGUCUGUAAGCAACAAACCACCAGCAGCACACCAGAGAAGAGGAGAAGCUCUCUCAUUCCAAGACCAAAGUCACCCAACAUGCAGGAUCUAAAGAGAAGGUUUAAGCAAGCCUUAUCUGCCAAAGUGAGGACUGUCACAUCUGUCUGAAAGAUCAAACUAAAUGGGGUGGGGUUUCCCUCCCCCUUCCCAGUGCAUAUUUCUAUAGUUCCAGCUUUGGAACAUUAAUUGCUGGUACUUCAGCAUCCGAAAAUCGUGCGAGAGAAAGAGUUCAGAUGCACAUAAAGCAUUUUGUAAUGAAGGAGUAACACUGAAGCUUGAAUAAGCCCCCAAAGAAGUGGUGGAGCAUAGAACGCAUUUGAUUGACUAAAUGGACAAUAUUUUCAUGUUCUGCUGUGGAAGUUAGGUCAUGUUGAUAUUUGUAUCAUACACAAUGAAGGACAGGGAAGAAAUAUCCUGAAUGCAGUCUUACUGAUGGGGAACAAAUUGUGUGUUACAUCCAUUAGCUAUAUUUUGGUAUUUGGUGGAAGGCUGUCUUCUUUAGUAGUCUUCAAUGGAGCCGUCUGCUUUUUAAAAACCCAUGGUUUAGAACAGGGGUCAGCAACCUUUUUCAGCCGUGGGCCAGUCCACCAUCCCUCAGACAAUGUGGUGGGGU
Molecule: messenger RNA, 1481 nt
Organism: Podarcis muralis (Common wall lizard)
Lineage: Eukaryota; Metazoa; Chordata; Lepidosauria; Squamata; Lacertidae
Gene: RASL11B
Product: RAS like family 11 member B
Molecular function (GO): GTPase activity; GTP binding
Source: RefSeq, a predicted model, not a curated record